AUGGAAGUGACAGAUCCUGGAGUCCGGAGAAUGGCUCUCACUCGAAGGCAAUGGAAAGUCAUGUUGAUAGCCACCCUUGGCGUUCUUGCCAACACCACUACCUACGGAGUUCUGGCACCCUUCUACCCGGAGGAAGCGCGCUUGAAGGAUAAUUCUCAGUUCGAAGUCGGUCUGGUUUUCGCAACAUACGCGGUGUGCGGAUUCUUCUCGAGUCCGAUCGUAGGGAGCCUCCUAUCGAUCGGAUUCUCAUCGAAAAUUAUUCUUGUCAGUGGUCUUUUCGUCGGCGGCAGUUUCUUCGCGGUUAUGGGCUGGCUCCACGCAGUGCCCAGCGGAACGCCGUUCUUCCUCGCGAACUUCUUCUGUCGAAUCGUACAGAGCUUGGGCGCCUCGCUCUGCUCCACGUGUUUCUACUCAAUAAUAUCGGCUGAGCUUCCGGAUCACAAGAAUAUCGCCAUCGCUACCUUGGAGACAAUGUUCGGUUUGGGAAUGAUGCUCGGACCGGCCUUUGGAGGCUUUCUGCACGAGCUCGGCGGCUACCCUCUUCCUUGUUACGUCUUCGGAGCCAUCGGCUGUUUCGUGGGAAUGAUCGCUUGGGUUUUCCUGCCGCCCACCGAGCUUAAGGAGAACCAAUCGACGAAAAUCAACUUCCAUUCCCUCGACGCACAGCUGUUCACCGAUCUGCUGGCCACAGUCUGCGCACUCUCGAUCAUGAACUACAAUGACGUAACGCUGUCGGGUGAAUUGAAACGAUACGAAAUGACCGGCGGAAAACUGGGUCUCGUAUUCCUAAUUUGCGCAACGGUGUACGGAGUAUCGUCCAUGAUGUGGGGAACGGGUGUCCAGAUUGUCGGGGACCCUCGGUAUCUCGUGAUAGUCGGCGCACUGAUUACUUCUGUUGGAACGUUCCUGAUGCGCCCCGUCCAGAUGCUGGGGGUUGAGAUAACGUUGCCCUUGCAAAUCGGCGCUCAAUGCUUGAUCGGCUUAGGCAUGAGUGCCAUGUACGUCUGUUCAACUUUGCACGGCAUGCACUAUGCGGUGCACCGCCUCGGUUUCCCCGAUGACAUCAGCACACACGGCUUCAUUUCGGGCGUUUUCAUGGCCGCCAUGUUCUGCGGAUGCUUCAUAGGACCGGUCGCUGGAGGCCUCAUCGAUGACAUGGUGGGCUACGCGAGGACGUUGCAGAUAACGACGGUGUAUAUCCUCCUGACUGCGUCUCUGGUCAUGCUGACGAUGAUCACCGAUAAAAUACAGAGCCGGGGCGACGAAGAGGAGUCCCUGAGGCGUAAGGGAGAGUACGUCGUGAUAGGGUCGAACGCACCGAGCUCGCUGACAGUAUGAAGGAAUCUUAUCAUUUAGGGAUCUAAGAAAAAUAUUUUCCGUAUCAAGCAUGUCCAGAUAUAUCGUUGCGUGGGAGUGAAAGUGUAAAUAUGUUCUAAAGAUCGAAAGCCAAAAG
Messenger RNA from Galendromus occidentalis (western predatory mite), 1453 nucleotides. Its product is annotated as MFS-type transporter SLC18B1. The record is from RefSeq and is a predicted model, not a curated record. Gene Ontology annotation, molecular function: transmembrane transporter activity. Bases 1 to 1338 code for a protein of 445 amino acids. The transcript is spliced from 2 exons. Lineage: Eukaryota; Metazoa; Arthropoda; Arachnida; Mesostigmata; Phytoseiidae. Gene Ontology annotation, biological process: transmembrane transport.